This is a messenger RNA of Poeciliopsis prolifica (blackstripe livebearer), 1475 nucleotides long. RefSeq names its product LIM homeobox transcription factor 1, alpha (gene lmx1a). Gene Ontology annotation, biological process: regulation of transcription by RNA polymerase II; neuron differentiation. NCBI's taxonomy places the organism in Eukaryota, Metazoa, Chordata, Actinopteri, Cyprinodontiformes, Poeciliidae. The transcript is spliced from 8 exons. The coding region runs from base 55 to 1104 and encodes 349 amino acids. Gene Ontology annotation, molecular function: DNA-binding transcription factor activity, RNA polymerase II-specific; RNA polymerase II transcription regulatory region sequence-specific DNA binding. The record is from RefSeq and is a predicted model, not a curated record. Gene Ontology annotation, cellular component: nucleus.
CUUGAAGAGAAAUUCGCACAUCACAGGUGACGUGUGUCAUUAUAAUACUGCUGCAUGGAUCAGAAGGCAGCAGUGUGCGCCGGAUGCCACCGGCCGAUCAGAGACAGGUUUCUCCUCAGAGUCAGCGACGGCCUCUGGCACGAGGAGUGCGUGCGGUGCGCGGCGUGCGGGGACCCGCUCAGGAAUUCCUGCUUUCUGCGGGACCGCAAACUUUUCUGCAGGCGGGACUAUGCUCAUCUGUUUGCAGUGCGUUGUGGGGGCUGUGCGGAGGCCAUCUCCCCUGCAGAGCUUGUGAUGCGAGCAGGAGCCGCUGCUUUCCACCUGCGCUGCUUCACCUGCAAAGUUUGUUCCUGCCGCCUGCAGACUGGAGACCGCUGUGUCCUCCGGGAGGGACAGCUUCUGUGUGCCAGAGAGAACUACCAUCAGUGUCUGGCGAGUCCAAUAUCUUCAGAUACUGGUAAAAGUGACGAUGAAGAAGAGGAGGAAUUGGGGCGGAUUACACAGAGGCGAGGCAGUGCCAAUAAUCCAGACACCAAACGUCCCAAAAGACCUCGCACUAUUCUGACCACCCAACAAAGACGCACCUUCAAGGCUUCCUUUGAGGUCUCAUCAAAACCUUGCCGAAAGGUAAGGGAGACCUUGGCAGCAGAAACGGGCCUAAGUGUCCGGGUUGUGCAGGUCUGGUUCCAGAACCAGAGAGCUAAAAUGAAGAAAUUGGCUAGAAGACAACAGCAGCAGGAGCAGCAACAUACUCAGGAGCAAUGUGAAGUCUCAACAGUGCCCUCAUGUGGCAGUGUCGGUUCAGAGACAAAGUGCAUGGGGCCAUCUUUUGCCCAUGUUCAGCAGCAGCAGCAGCAGCAGAUGGGGCUCACCACUCUGGAGCAGCAGGACUGGGACACGGACCCCUUCAGACAGGGCCUGACUCCACCCCAGAUGCCAGGGGAUCAUAUGCACCCUUAUGGUUUUCAAGGUUUGUAUGGGGAAAUAGACAGGGAGUCUCUGUGCCAUGUUGCUGACAAUGACUGCCUCUCUUUGGCUGGAUCGUCCCCACUCACUCCCAUCGACUGCCUCUACUCCAUGCAGGACUCAUACUUCACCUCCUGAGGGUGGAGUUCAGGCUCAGGGAGAAGCUGCAAUCUACUCUGGAAACACACUUUUAUCUCCCCAAACUAGUUAGGUCAAAAAAUGUAAAAUUUCAGAAGUGGAGAUGGGUACACUGUGAUGCCAUGUAAUUUAACAUAUUCAGUUCUUGGUAAACUCUGACACGUUGCUUCUUUUAAUGCUUUCCAUUGCCCAUUUGCAGCACAAUGUCUAGAAAGCGAAUAAACCCUCCACGCAUGGUGCUGUUACCCCUCACUUUUUAUGGUUAGACAGAAACCCCUUCUGUCCAUGUACAUAAAUAACCUUGGAGUGUAUUUGUAUUUAUUAUCACAAUGUGUGUGUGUAUACUGUUCAUUCAAAUUAAUAAAAAUACA